CCGAAUAAUCUGCGACGACAGUAGUUCGACACCCAGCGGGCAGUCCGGUACCGCCACCACCCCACUCAGCGGCGCGCGCCGCUCGGCGAUGUUUCGGAUUAUCGUGGCGAAGAGAUCUCGGACAUGCAGGAUUGCAGGAUUGCAGGAAUGCAGGAAUGCAGGAUUGCGAUUGCAGGAUCCGCGGAUCCCAUGGUCGGAUCCCAUGGUCGGGACUGGGCCAGCCAUGCCCGGUCGGCUGGCUGUGGCUGUAGCUGUGGCUCUGGCUCUGGUUGUGGCUCUGGCUCACGGCUCUGGCUCACGGCUCUGGCUCACGGCUCCGUCUGGCUCGCUCUGGCUCUGGCUCGCUCUGGAGUAGCAGCGCCAAGAUCUGGCCGGUCGGAGGAAUGUCGGGACGCCAUGGCUGGCUGGCAGGCUGGUAUGCCAUGUAUGCCUGACGGUCUGGUGGUCUGGCGGUCUGGCGGUCUGGCGGUCUGGCUGUCGGAGUCUGGACUUUGCUUGCUUGGCACCGCGUCAGCCACUCGCGUCAGUCGCAGGCGCAGGUCGCAGGCGCAGGUCGCAGGUCGCAGGUCGCCGGCUCGCACGUCGCACGUCGCGCUCGCGCAAGCAGAUGCGUGACAUCAGCCUGCGUCGGAUCGUCGUAUAGACUCCGCCGAAGCAG
This is a messenger RNA of Cutaneotrichosporon oleaginosum, 658 nucleotides long. RefSeq lists its product as uncharacterized. The record is from RefSeq and is a predicted model, not a curated record. NCBI's taxonomy places the organism in Eukaryota, Fungi, Basidiomycota, Tremellomycetes, Trichosporonales, Trichosporonaceae.